AGGUAGGAUGAUGGGUGAAUAAAUAAAACAUCCCGCUCAACCGAUCAAAAUACCUAGUAUACCUACCAACGUACAGCCAAAAUCAACAUUGCAAAAUCGGACUUGCUGGUGAGUAGACGUGCGUUAUCAUUCUCUCGCGAAUUAAGAUGGACCGAUGGGUUGGUAAAGUAGCCGUAGUGACUGGAUCCAGUUCCGGAAUUGGAGCCGCUACGGCAAAGGCAUUGGUUAAUGCUGGAAUGAUCGUGGUCGGUUUGGCCCGUCGAGUAGAACGCGUGGAAGCAUUAAAGUUGGAACUGAAGCAAGCGGAUCGGGACCGUUUACAUGCGAUUAAAUGUGAUGUUUCGAAGGAAGAAGACAUUCUCAAAACAUUCAAACUGGUUGAGGAAAAAUUCGGAGGCGUGGAUGUGCUUAUCAAUAAUGCUGGCAUUGUGCGCGAUACCAAAUUGAUUGAAGCCGAGACACAGAAAGUGCGCGAAGUAAUAGACACUAAUGUAAUGGGGUUGGUUCUAUGCAGUCGAGAAGCAUUCAAAUCUAUGAAGAAACGUUCGGUGGAUGGUCACAUUGUGCACAUCAAUAGUGUUGCGGGUCAUCUAGUGCCAAAUUUUGCAAAUUUGAACAUCUAUCCAGCCUCCAAGUUUGCUGUAACGGCCAUCACGGAAACUAUGCGCCAGGAACUGAGAACGGAAGGAACUAAAGUGAAGGUUACGAGUAUAAGUCCUGGUGUCGUCAAGACGGAAAUCAUACCCGCUGACGUAGUUGCAACGGGAAUGCCUUUUCUGGAAUCAGAAGAUAUAGCAGAAGCUGUUUUGUACGUUGUAGGAACACCUCCGCGAGUGCAGAUUCACGAGCUGACAAUUAAACCAAUCGGAGAGAUCUUCUAGUUUGGUGCAAAACAUUGGUACAAACAAAACAACUAAUUCAAACAAUUCUGUGGUAAUAAAAAUAGUUGCCCUACGAGAAGGAAUGCAAUUCAGAUAUUUUUGAAUCCGAGAUAUUGAAAAUUGAUAGAUCGAUUUUGAAUAUUUUCUGCGAUCAACCAUUCCUAUUUCACGUUACUGUGUUUUGAUUGCCGCAAGGUUCUACUGUAUCGAUUUUGUUUGUGGUCGUUGAUGGAACAUAACUCAUCAUCAUGCGGAAGACUUGGGUAGAACGCCCACCUGAUCGAUAAUAAAGAAAUAAGAUUAUACGUCAUUUUGCGGACGUUUU
This is a messenger RNA of Topomyia yanbarensis, 1206 nucleotides long. Its product is annotated as farnesol dehydrogenase-like. The record is from RefSeq and is a predicted model, not a curated record. Bases 147 to 881 code for a protein of 244 amino acids. NCBI's taxonomy places the organism in Eukaryota, Metazoa, Arthropoda, Insecta, Diptera, Culicidae. Gene Ontology annotation, molecular function: oxidoreductase activity. The transcript is spliced from 2 exons.